AUGUCACUAGAGAUAAUUGAAACUCUUGUCCCUCUAAUGCAGGACAGCACUCAACAGCUUGCUCCUCCAGGAUGCCAAACAGGGCCAGAAAGGAUAGCCAUGCCCACGAGUACCUUGAUAAAUUCAUCAUCCAGUAGCAAAUCCGAUGCCCACCAUGAGCGGGCCUAUGUAGGUGCACUCAACAAAAUAGUCGGCCUUCAAAAGAGAAUUAAUUAUGACUCUGUUGCAUGUGAAAGUAAAGAAUGA
This is a messenger RNA of Dovyalis caffra, 246 nucleotides long. NCBI's taxonomy places the organism in Eukaryota, Viridiplantae, Streptophyta, Magnoliopsida, Malpighiales, Salicaceae. The record is from the annotation of a GenBank genome assembly.